Brassica napus (rape) is the source of this 1670-nucleotide messenger RNA. Its product is annotated as ATP phosphoribosyltransferase 1, chloroplastic-like. The coding region runs from base 213 to 1493 and encodes 426 amino acids. The transcript is spliced from 10 exons. The record is from RefSeq and is a predicted model, not a curated record. Gene Ontology annotation, biological process: L-histidine biosynthetic process. Gene Ontology annotation, cellular component: cytoplasm. Gene Ontology annotation, molecular function: ATP phosphoribosyltransferase activity; magnesium ion binding. Lineage: Eukaryota; Viridiplantae; Streptophyta; Magnoliopsida; Brassicales; Brassicaceae.
UUUAUCCUGGGACUCAUAUUCGUACAGAUCCGUCGCACUAACGGAGCGAAUAUUAAGAGUUAAGGAAAGAGAUUUGUCUCGACUCCAUGGUUUCGUUUCCAUUUCAGUUUUGAAUCGUCUAUUUUUUCCUUAACAUCGUAUUUAUAUUAUCGUUAGUAUCGAACAAGUUUUACGGCUUCUACAUCACCAAGAGCCGAGGCACCACCACAGCAAUGUCUAUCUUUCUCCCUGCCAAUUUACAACAAUGCCCUUCGCCCUCCCUCUCGCAGUCAACCCCACUCUUCUCCCCGUCUCAUUCCACCGCUUUCUCCUUCGUCGGAACUCGCCUGAGAAGCCUCAGAUUGGUUACUUCCUGCGUCACCUCCGUUCAAAGCAGUGUCGCUAAUGGUUCCGCCCCAGCUCCUGUUGUCAUGGAGAGAGAGCAGAUUCGUCUUGGUCUUCCUAGCAAAGGACGCAUGGCCGCCGACUCCACCGAUCUUCUCAAGGACUGUCAACUAUUUGUCAAACAAGUCAAUCCAAGGCAGUACAUUGCACAAAUUCCGCAGUUACCAAACACUGAAGUCUGGUUUCAACGUCCAAAAGAUAUUGUCCGGAAGUUACUCUCAGGAGAUCUGGAUCUAGGUAUCGUUGGUCUUGACACACUUCGUGAAUAUGGUCAGGAAAAUGAAGAUCUUAUCAUUGUCCAUGAAGCUCUCAACUUUGGAGACUGUCAUCUGUCCAUCGCGAUUCCCAACUACGGGAUUUAUGAGAACAUAAAUUCUCUCAAGGAGUUAGCAGAGAUGCCACAAUGGAGUGAGGAGAGACCAUUGCGUGUUGCUACUGGCUUCACUUAUCUCGGUCCCAAAUUUAUGGAAGAAAACGGCAUAAAGCAUGUAACGUUUUCAACUGCAGAUGGAGCCCUGGAGGCAGCUCCGGCGAUGGGGAUAGCUGAUUGCAUUUUGGACCUUGUGAGUAGUGGGACAACACUCAAAGAGAACAACUUAAAAGAGAUUGAAGGAGGGGUUGUGCUGGAAAGCCAGGCGGCACUUGUAGCAAGCAGAAGAGCAUUGACCGAGAGAAAAGGAGCAUUAAACACAGUACACGAGAUUCUCGAGAGAUUGGAGGCCCAUCUUAAGGCGGAUGGCCAAUUCACUGUUGUUGCAAACAUGAGAGGAAAUAGUGCUCAAGAAGUGGCUGAGCGUGUGUUGAGUCAACCAUCAUUGUCAGGAUUGCAGGGACCAACAAUAAGCCCAGUUUACUGUAAACAAGAUGGAAAAGUAUCGAUUGACUACUAUGCCAUCGUGAUUUGUGUGCCAAAAAAGGCUCUAUACGAGUCUGUGAAGCAAUUAAGAGCGGUUAGUUAUCCCUGCACUCUCUUGCUUACUGAUCUCAGUUCCAUCCUCGAAGGCGGCAAGACCAUCCUCGAAGGACGUAGAUCCGAAAGAAAAAAAGAAAAACUCUCGCAACGACAAGUAUGUCCAUCACGAGAGAGAAGAUCUCUAAGGGGCGCAUAAUUAUGCGAUCAAUUCGGACCAAAGCCGAACCACGGGCAAUACGUGGACCCGCAACCAAAGGUAUGACGAAAACACCUUCUGCGAGUUCCACCAGUCCCGAGGACACUCUACGACCAACUGCAAAGUCUUGGGAGCAAGGCUGGCCGCAAAGCUACUCGCUGGAGAGCUCUCGGAAGU